CACAUGGUAACUCUUAUGUUUCACUUUGUGAAGAGCUCUCAAAGUGUUUUCUAAAGUGCUACACCAUUUCACAUUUGCCCAGCAAUAUAUGAGGGUUCCAAUUUCUCCACAUCCUCACCAACACUUGUUAUUAUGUGUCAUUUUCAUUAUAGUUAUCCUAGGGGAUAUGAAGGGGUAUCUCACUGUGGUUUUAAUUUGCAUUCCCCUACUGAUUAAUAAUGUUGAACAUCUUCUCGUGUGCUUAUUGGCCAGUUCCAAUGUAUUUUUAAAGGUUAUGUGAGCAAAUACAUCUGGGCAAUGAUAUACUAAAAUGUUAGUAGUGCUUCUCUCUAGAAGAUAUUAUUACUUUCUACUGUGUUUCUCUAUCAAUCAAGGUUCUACCAGAGGGAAAGAACCAGUAGGAUAGACAGAUAGAUAGACAGGUAGAUAGGUAAAUUGUAAGGAACUGGCUGAUACAGUCAUGAAGGCUGGCUAGGAAAAUCAAAAUCCAUAGGAUAGGGCAGGCAGUUGAAAAGAACAGGCUGGAGUUGAAGCUACAUUUCACAGGCAGAUUUCUUCUUCCUCAGGAAGACCUCAGUUCUACUCUUGAAGCCUUUCAAUUGACUGGAUGAGACCUACCCAGAUUAUCAAGGGCUGAUGUCGGUGUGCCUCGUAGUGGGGAAAACUGCAGCCCCCAGAUGGAAGCUGCUCUGACCAAGAAUACUGUGGACCCUGCAGAAGGCCUAGAACAAGUCCAGAUGGGAAGCUUACCUGGAACCAUUUCAGAAAAUUCUCCAUCUCCUAGUGAAAGAAACAGACGAGGAAAUUCAGAUCUAGUAACCAAUGGAUUAAUCAAUAAACCCCAACCCCUAGACAGUCGAGAGCGACAGAAGUCAUCAGAUAUCCUGGAGGAACUAAUUGUUCAAGGAAUUAUACAAAGCCACAGCAAAGUAUUUAGAAAUGGAGAAUCAUAUGAUGUCACGUUGACCACGACUGAGAAGCCAUUGAGAAAGCCACCUGCCAGACUGAAAAAACUCACGAUCAGAAAGCAAGUGAAGGAUUUCACAAUGAAGGACAUCAAGGAGAAGAUGGAGGCCGCCGAGGAGCGCAGGAAGACCAAAGAAGAAGAAAUAAGAAAAAAGUUACGGAGUGACCGACUUUUGCCUUCAGCCAAUCAUUCAGAUUCAGCUGAACUAGGUGGGGCUGAGGUUGCAUUUGCCAAAGGACUUCAAAGGGUGAGAUCUGCUGGAUUUGAACCAUCUGACCUGCAGGGAGGAAAACCAUUGAAGAGGAAAAAGAGUAAAAGUGAUGCAACCUUGAUUGAUAGAAACGAAAGUGAUGAAAGUUUUGGGGUCGUGGAGUCAGACAUGUCCUACAACCAAGAAGAUGACAUAGUCUACUAAGCCAUUUUUUGUGAAUUUCAUAAGAAAGCAUCCAUUCUCCCCAUUUGUGACAUUUGUAGUGUGUCUCAUAUUCUUUGACUGACUGACCUCAUUCCACUGGGAUUUCUGCCUUGGGCUUAAGGAUGAUUAUGUGGGUUGCAUAGGCUGAAGAUCAGUUGAGUAAAUUAAGUAGCUAUGCUAGCUUUAAAAAAAUGAGCGAGGGGGAGACUUGACCAGCAUAGAUAUUUGGCACUCUCCUUUGUGUGGCUUCAAACAUUAUGGAGAUGUCUUUAAUUUAUAAGUGCCUUCAGCUUACAUGAAUAAGUUCGUGCCAAAUGAAAUCCUUCCUGUUUACUCCUGCCUUGUGGCGGGGUCCAUCUUCUGCUGGUCCUUUAAGACAAAUUGCAUGGAUUUGUAUUAAGUAUUUUAGUGGUUUGUAUGUUUUUUAUGCUGUAUGUCUAUGGUUUUAUAAAUUUUUUUCUCCGUGUUGUGAAGGAAUAAAGCAACGUCUUGAAGU
Messenger RNA from Cercocebus atys (sooty mangabey), 1878 nucleotides. RefSeq names its product stathmin domain containing 1 (gene STMND1). Gene Ontology annotation, cellular component: cytoplasm; neuron projection. NCBI's taxonomy places the organism in Eukaryota, Metazoa, Chordata, Mammalia, Primates, Cercopithecidae. Gene Ontology annotation, biological process: neuron projection development; microtubule depolymerization; regulation of microtubule polymerization or depolymerization. The transcript has 5 exons. Gene Ontology annotation, molecular function: tubulin binding. The record is from RefSeq and is a predicted model, not a curated record. The coding region runs from base 678 to 1382 and encodes 234 amino acids.